UUCUCUCUGGUACAGUGUCUUCACUCGUCGGUUUCAGAUAAAUAUCAUUACGUUUGGUGGAGAAACUUGGCAAUGGCGUUUCGGACGCUCUCGACUUUUCCAUCUCUUCCCCAUGGCCUCACCAAAAGUAACCCCAAACCCACUGUAAUUUUUCGGAAGCCGAUUGCGAAAAUUGUUUGUAAGUCUGUGACGCCGUCGGGAUCUCCGCUUCAGGUCACGGUCUCCGAGCCCGACUCGGAUGGGACCGGAGCGGCCGCUCCAACUCCGGGGGAGCGGUUCCUGGAGCGUCAACGAGCUCAUGAAUCCGCGAGGACAGUGAUGAGGGAGCUCAAGAAAGAGGAGAAGAAGAAGAAAAAGAAGGAGAAUCCGCGGAAGGUUGUUACUUCGGUAGCAUGUUGCUAUGGUUGUGGAGCUCCAUUGCAGACGUGUGAAGCAGAUUCUCCGGGUUAUGUCGAUCCGGGUACUUAUGAAUUGAAGAAGAAACAUCACCAGUUAAGAACCGUCAUCUGUGGGAGAUGCAAGCUUUUGUCUCAUGGACAUAUGAUAACUGCAGUGGGUGGCAAUGGAGGUUAUCCUGGUGGAAAGCAAUUCAUAUCAGCCGAUGAACUCAGGGAGAAACUGUCUCACUUGCGCCACGAGAAAGCUUUUAUUGUCAAAUUGGUCGAUAUAGUGGAUUUCAACGGUAGUUUUCUAUCUCACGUCCGUGACUUAGUUGGGGCCAAUCCUAUAACAUUAGUUGUGACUAAGGUCGAUCUCCUCCCAAGAGGAACAGAUAUGAACUGUGUUGGUGAUUGGGUUGUAGAAUUAACCACAAAGAAGAAGCUAAAUGUCUUGAGUGUUCAUCUCACAAGUUCAAAGUCUCUGGCUGGAAUUAGCGGAGUUGCUUCGGAAAUCCAAAAGGAGAAGAAGGGACGAGAUGUUUACAUUCUGGGUGCUGCUAAUGUAGGAAAGUCUGCAUUCAUCAAUGCGUUGCUGAAAACAAUGGCCGAAAGGGACCCUGCUGCUGCUGCAGCUCAGAAGUACAAGCCGAUACAAUCAGCUGUCCCUGGAACCACCUUAGGCCCAAUUCAGAUCGAUGCCUUUCUCGGAGGAGGGAAGUUGUAUGAUACGCCUGGAGUUCACCUACACCACAGGCAAGCAGCAGUAGUUCAUUCAGAUGACUUACCCGCUCUUGCUCCUCAAAGCCGGCUCAGAGGCCAGUCCUUCCAUAUUUCGACGUUGUCGUCUCCAUCAUCAUACAUUCCCGAGGCCAAGUGUUUGGAAGGUUACACAUUCUUCUGGGGAGGGCUUGUAAGGGUCGACGUCUUGAAGGUUCUACCUGAAACUUGUCUAACAUUCUAUGGACCCAAGGCUCUGCAGAUUCAUGCUAUACCAACUGAAAAAGCAGAUGGCUUUUACCAUAAAGAAGUGGGUGUUCUACUGACACCUCCUUCCGGAAAACAAAAAACAGAAGAAUGGAAAGGUCUAGAAUCUCGACAUCUGCUCCGAAUAAAAUUCGGCGACACAGAAAGACCAGCAAGCGAUGUGGCCAUUUCAGGUUUGGGAUGGAUAUCCAUUGAACCAAUCCGCAGAACAACGGGAUCUGAACCGAGACAUCUCGAAGACGAGGAAAGAGAGAUAUGUCUAGCUAUAAGUGUACCGAAACCAGUCGAAGUUUUUGUCCGGCCGCCAUUGCCGGUGGGCACUGCAGGAGCUGGAUGGUACCAGUAUCGUGAAUUAACUGAUAAGGAAGAAGAAACAAGACCCAGAUGGUACUUCUGAGGAUUAUUCGUAUCUUAUAUUAAUUCAAAGUACUAAGAGUAUAUAUACUCAAGCGAGUUCCAACUUCCAAUGUAUUGUAUUAUCCCAAACAACCAAAGACACAUCCCUUGACCUU
Tarenaya hassleriana is the source of this 1876-nucleotide messenger RNA. RefSeq names its product NO-associated protein 1, chloroplastic/mitochondrial. The transcript is spliced from 13 exons. The record is from RefSeq and is a predicted model, not a curated record. Gene Ontology annotation, molecular function: GTP binding; GTPase activity. NCBI's taxonomy places the organism in Eukaryota, Viridiplantae, Streptophyta, Magnoliopsida, Brassicales, Cleomaceae. Bases 73 to 1761 code for a protein of 562 amino acids.